AUGUCUGUGGAUUUCAAGUUUUCCGACGUCAUUUCCGGCAAUUCCGGCAGUUGUUUCCGUCAAUCGAGGGUUGUUGGAAUGCUAGUAGCAUAUGUUCUAGCUCCCAAAUCUGAACCAAGCUCCACUUCCGGGUUCAUAUCGAUUUCUAUGCUUGCUUAUAAGAGUUUGAUUGGAGAAGUUUCAUCUCUCAGCAUAAUUAGGAUUGUGCUAUUGAAAUCGCAUGGUCGCUAG
Molecule: messenger RNA, 231 nt
Organism: Prunus armeniaca (apricot)
Lineage: Eukaryota; Viridiplantae; Streptophyta; Magnoliopsida; Rosales; Rosaceae
Source: the annotation of a GenBank genome assembly